AUCUGAGUUCGGCAGUGACGCGCGUCCCUCACGUGACCAGGAGCCUAUGUCUGCCCAAGUCCCUCUCGUCCUGGUCUUUUUUGCCUGUCCACCAUCUCCCUAUUACCCUUUGGUCGAGAGGGAAAGCAGAAGGAAGUCUGCUGGUCACAGCGGGGCACCUCGAGGAGAGGACGGCUAGGAGCACACGACCCGGUAAGGUUCAGGUCAGGGAAGGGAAUAACUGUGCUUGAAGAAGAAAAUUCCCAGCAUGGACAAACCACGCCAAGAAAAUGAAGAAGAGCCGCAGAGCGCGCCCAAGACCAAUGAGGAGAGGCCUCCGGUGGAGCUCUCUCCCGAAAAGCAGUCUCCCGAGGAGCAGUCUUCGGAGGAGCAGUCCUCGGAGGAGGAGUUCUUUCCUGAGGAGCUCCUGCCUGAGCUCCUGCCUGAGAUGCUCCUUUCGGAGGAGCGCCCUCCGCAGGAGCGUCUUUCCAGGAAGGACCUGUUUGAGGGGCGCCCUCCCAUGGAGCAGCCUCCUUGUGGUGUAGGAAAACAUAAGCUAGAAGAAGGAAGCUUUAAAGAAAGGUUGGCUCGUUCUCGCCCGCAAUUUAGAGGGGACAUACAUGGCAGAAAUUUAACCAAUGAGGAGAUGAUACAGGCUGCAGAUGAGCUAGAAGAGAUGAAAAGAGUAAGGAACAAACUGAUGAUAAUGCAUUGGAAGGCAAAACGCAGCCGUCCUUAUCCUAUUUAAUGUGUUCGGCCUUUGAUUCUGUUUUGCCUGCUAAUAGUAUUGCCAUUGCCACCUGGACUUUCUGUUUGCAUUUUCUUCAUGCCUUUUCCCCUAUUCUGAAUUUUAGCUUUUUGUGAGGCUUUUAGAUGUUUAGUUUGUAACUGGCUUAAAGUUGGGGCUUCCCCCCUAAAAUCUGCAAGUUUCCCCCUUUCAAUCAUGAGGUCUACACAUUUGCAUGAAAGAUGUGCAUUAUAUAUUGUGAAAUGAAAAAAGCAAUUUUCAAAUGGUAUAUAUUGUACUCCAUUUUUGUAAAAAUGUAUAUUUAUAUAUUAAUAUGCAAAGAAAAAACUCAAAGUGUAUACUUCAAAGGCAUAACAGUGGUUAUCUGUGUGAUAAUAGGUGAUUUUUAAAAAUUUUUGCUUUAUCUGAAUUUCUCAUUUUUUCAAGACCAACACGUUUUACUUGUGUUGCAAAAAACAUAAUGAAAAAAUAUCAUGCAAUUUUGAAGAAAACUGUCAAUCCGCUUAUAAAGACAAUGUGGCACUUAAUAAAUACUUGUCAGAACUUAAAAAACAUAAAA
Molecule: messenger RNA, 1286 nt
Organism: Sapajus apella (tufted capuchin)
Lineage: Eukaryota; Metazoa; Chordata; Mammalia; Primates; Cebidae
Gene: TCEAL1
Product: transcription elongation factor A like 1
Exons: 3
Coding region: 248-727 (159 amino acids)
Source: RefSeq, a predicted model, not a curated record